UGAUUUCCCAGCAUUCUCUUUCUCACUUCCUCCUCUUUCUUAGGACUGUCUUUUGAGGAGGCAGGCCGAUCGCAAUCAUGGCAGCCCUGAGACCCCUAACAAAGCCGAAGAUCGUCAAGAAGAGGACGAAGAAGUUCAUCAGACACCAGUCAGAUCGCUAUGUCAAGAUCAAGCAAAACUGGAGGAAACCCAGGGGUAUUGACAACAGGGUGCGCAGGCGAUUUAAGGGUCAGAUGUUGAUGCCCAAUAUUGGUUAUGGAAGUUGCAAGAAGACCAAGCACAUGUUGCCCACUGGCUUCAGGAAGUUCCUUGUCCACAACGUCAAGGAGCUGGAAGUCCUCAUGAUGAGCAACAAGAGCCACUGCGCAGAAAUUGCCCACAAUGUGUCCUCAAAGAACAGGAAGCUGAUUGUGGAGAGGGCAGCACAGUUGGCCAUCAAGGUCACAAAUCCCAAUGCCAGACUUCGCAGCGAGGAGAACGAAUAAUCUGGACCUUUUGUGCAUUGUCUUUUCAAUAAACUUAAUUCGGGUAAACCAC
Chanos chanos (milkfish) is the source of this 537-nucleotide messenger RNA. It is a transcript of the gene rpl32, whose product is annotated as ribosomal protein L32. Gene Ontology annotation, cellular component: cytosolic large ribosomal subunit; ribosome. NCBI's taxonomy places the organism in Eukaryota, Metazoa, Chordata, Actinopteri, Gonorynchiformes, Chanidae. Gene Ontology annotation, biological process: translation. The transcript is spliced from 4 exons. Bases 78 to 485 code for a protein of 135 amino acids. Gene Ontology annotation, molecular function: structural constituent of ribosome. The record is from RefSeq and is a predicted model, not a curated record.